Suillus paluster is the source of this 916-nucleotide messenger RNA. RefSeq lists its product as uncharacterized. The record is from RefSeq and is a predicted model, not a curated record. The transcript has 2 exons. NCBI's taxonomy places the organism in Eukaryota, Fungi, Basidiomycota, Agaricomycetes, Boletales, Suillaceae. The coding region runs from base 153 to 737 and encodes 194 amino acids.
ACAGUACAGCGCGAUUGUGGAGCCUCGAGAAUGGCCAGUCCAUCAGUUCACCCCUUCAGCAUCCACAGUCCAUCAACAGUAGUGGACUUCGUAUCGAUUUCGGCAGAUGGAAAGCUGCUAGCAACUGUUUGCUAUGACCACAACGCGUACACAUGGAAUGUUGCUGUGAAUUCUUAGAGAGGCUGGCCUCGACGACCUUCUGUUGGACCCAGAUGCGUUUCUCGAUGUAUGCACACGUUUAUAAACAUCAUCUAUUCGUGUUUACACUUCACCUUAUGCUGAUGCUACACGACGUCCUGUACAACGACCCCAGGAUGCUCAUCGAGUACCCCGGGGUUUUUUCGACAAUCAACGAGAUUGUGCUGACGUACGUUGUUAGCGUCACAUCGAGUUUUUUCCUGACCGUCAUCUCAGUUCUCUGCACGACGCCAUCUCUCCCGCUCCUCCGCACUCCGCCAUUUGUCGGAUGGAAGCUCUCUUAUUGGCCGCUUUUCAUUGUUCUGCCACACCCAAUCUGCCCAUCCCGAUACAUCCCUGUCGACUGGGCUCGAAACAUUUUUCCUGGGACACGGUGCAGACAGAAUGGUGAAGGAAUCGAUAGCCAAACAUUUGUCGACGUCCUGUAUGCGCAGGGCCAACGUGUAUGCUGCUUUCAUGCUUCCCUAAUGUUUCAACUCCACCUGAUAUCAUACAGAGAAAUGCUUGCGCGAGAGAGAAACGGAGGCCUAAUCUGCUGAACUCCAAAAACACUGCUGCAGGCAGCUCACGACCUUCCAAUAGCAAUCCAGCAGCGCAGCUCAGGCCCAGUCAUCUUCGCAACCACAAGCUGUCGUCUUGGUAUCGUCCACAGCACCUGCCGUUGCCAUCACUUCCGCAGCUACGACGUCGCGCCCUGAUGUAACGAUAAGACAGGCCG